GUGGGCCGAGCCCGGCGCCGCGGCCGCCCAGCAGCGCUCGGGCUGUGGCGGGGCGGCUCCAGCCCUCGCCGCCGCGGCGGCCCCGCCGCCCCAGCCCCGGCCCGGCCCGGCCCGCGCCCCUCGCCCGCCGCCAUGGGCGCCGCGGCCCUGCGCGCCCUGCCCUGGGCGCUGCUGCUGCUGGGGCCGCUGCUGCCCGGGCAGGUGCUGCAGGCCAACCCCAUGCUCACCUCCGAGGGCCAGCCCGCGCCGCUGCCCGGCGGCGACGUGCCCGGCUUCACCGCCGCGCCGCCCGCCGCCCCCGAGGAGAUCCACCCGCUGAAGGAGCAGCCGGCCAACGGCUCGGCUGAGGGGCACGCCAAGCACCGCAAAGCCUUCCCGGUCAUCGGCAUCGACUACACGCACGUCCGCAUCCCCUUCGAGAUCUCCCUCUGGAUCCUCCUGGCCUGCCUGAUGAAGCUGGGCUUCCACGUGAUCCCGUCAGUGUCCAGCAUCGUUCCCGAGAGCUGCCUGCUCAUCGUGGUGGGCCUUCUGGUCGGGGGGCUCAUCAAAGGCGUGGGUGAAAAGCCCCCCAUCCUCAAGUCGGACAUCUUCUUCCUCUUCCUCCUGCCCCCCAUCAUCCUGGAUGCCGGCUACUUCCUGCCCCUGCGCCCCUUCACCGAGAACCUGGGCACCAUCCUCAUCUUCGCCGUGGUGGGCACGCUCUGGAACGCCUUUUUCCUGGGGGGGCUGAUGUACGCCGUGUGCCAGCUGGGCGGGCCCGGCCUCAACCACAUCGGCCUGCUGGCCAACCUGCUCUUCGGCAGCAUCAUCUCGGCCGUGGACCCCGUGGCCGUGCUGGCCGUCUUCGAGGAGAUCCACAUCAACGAGCUGCUGCACAUCCUGGUCUUCGGGGAGUCCCUGCUCAACGACGCCGUCACCGUCGUCCUCUACCACCUCUUUGAGGAGUUUGCCAGCUUCGAGCAGGUGACCAUCCUGGACAUCAUCCUGGGCUUCCUCAGCUUCUUCGUGGUGUCGCUGGGCGGGGUGCUGGUGGGCGUCAUCUACGGGGUGAUCGCCGCCUUCACGUCGCGCUUCACCUCGCACAUCCGCGUCAUCGAGCCGCUCUUCGUGUUCCUCUACAGCUACAUGGCCUACCUGUCUGCCGAGCUCUUCCACCUGUCCGGCAUCAUGGCGCUCAUCGCUGCUGGUGUGGUCAUGCGGCCCUAUGUGGAAGCCAACAUCUCCCACAAGUCCCACACCACCAUCAAGUAUUUCCUCAAGAUGUGGAGCAGCGUGAGCGAGACCCUCAUCUUCAUCUUCCUGGGUGUCUCCACCGUGGCUGGUCACCACUACUGGAACUGGACCUUCGUCAUCAGCACGCUGUUCUUCUGCCUCAUCGCCAGGGUGUUGGGUGUCCUUGUCCUCACCUGGUUCAUCAACAAGUUCCGGAUCGUGAAGCUGACGCCGAAGGACCAGUUCAUCAUCGCCUACGGGGGCCUGCGGGGAGCCAUCGCCUUCUCCCUGGGCUACCUGCUGGACUACAAACACUUCGGCAUGAGGGACAUGUUCCUCACUGCCAUCAUCACCGUCAUCUUCUUCACCGUCUUCGUGCAGGGCAUGACCAUCCGGCCCCUGGUGGAUCUGCUGGCUGUGAAGAAGAAGCAGGAGACGAAGCGCUCCAUCAACGAGGAGAUCCACACGCAGUUCUUGGAUCACCUUCUGACAGGGAUUGAGGAUAUCUGUGGUCACUACGGGCAUCACCACUGGAAGGACAAGCUGAACCGCUUCAACAAGAAGUACGUGAAGAAGUGCCUGAUCGCGGGGGAGCGCUCCAAGGAGCCCCAGCUCAUCGCCUUCUACCACAAGAUGGAGAUGAAGCAGGCCAUCGAGCUGGUGGAGAGCGGGGGCAUCGGCAAGAUCCCCUCUGCCGUCUCCACCGUCUCCAUCCAGAACAUCAACCCCCAGACCCUCCCUUUGGAGCGCGUCCUUCCAGCCCUGUCCAAGGACAAGGAGGAGGAGAUCCGGAAAAUCCUCCGCACCAACCUGCAGAAAACCAGGCAGAGGCUGCGAUCCUACAACCGGCACACGCUGGUGGCUGACCCCUACGAGGAGGCCUGGAACCAGAUGCUGCUGCGCAGGCAGAAGGCCCGGCAGCUGGAACAGAAGAUGAACAACUACCUGACAGUGCCAGCUCACAGGGUGGACUCACCCACCAUGUCCCGGGCUCGCAUCGGCUCAGACCCGCUGGCCUACGAGCCCAAGGAGGACUCGGAGAACCUGCCCAUCAUCACCAUCGACCCGGCCUCGCCGCAGUCCCCCGAGUCCGUGGACCUGAUGAGCGAGGAGCCCAAGGGCUGCGGUGGCCUCCCACCCUCGCCCGAGGAGGAUGAGGAGGGGCUGGUGAUGCGGGUGAAGGAGCCUUCCUCCCCGGGGACUGACGAUGUCUUCACCCCGGGCACCAGCGACAGCCCCAGCAGCCAGCGGAUGCUGCGGUGCCUGAGCGACCCCGGCCCGCGGCCCGAGCCCGAGGAGGGCGAGCCCUUCAUCCCCAAGGGGCAGUAGCUGCUGGCACGAAGCCUCCAAAUCGUUUCUCUCUCUCUGUUCAUUCAUUCGUUCUUUGCUCUCCGUUUUGGUUUCUUGUCACUACACGCUGGGUUCAGGAAGGGGAGACUGUCCUGGAUGGACUGGGUUUGCCAGGACAGCUCUGCCCGGCGAGCCCUGGGCUGGCCCCAGCGAGCAGGGGAGGAGCCCUGGCAUGCCCCGGGCUCCUUGGGCCGCGUGGCCUGGGGGUGAUGGACAAUGUUCCGCCCGGGAUUGGGAUUUGCAGGUGCCUCACAGCCCCCGCGGGGCUCUCCCAGAGGUGCCCACCCACUCAGGACCUGCGGCCGGCUCUGACCUGGGGUCUCCACAGUCACUCCCCAUGGCACAGCUUCCCCUCUCCCCUCUUGUGCUUUAUCACCCCCUCGCCUUGCUCCGGAGCAGAGGGGUGGGACAGCAGGAGCUGUCACCGGGGCUGGCACACACACUCCCCCUGCACCCUCCCCGGCACCUCGGGCUCCUGCCGCUGCUCCCUCGCCUUGGCAGCUUCCCCGUGGGACCGGCUGUGCCUGGGACCCUCCCUCCUGGCCUCACAUUUCAUGCCAGGUCUUCUCAAAGAAAUAUUCUAGAGCCAUGCAGGGGGGAAGCUGGGACCCCCCUCGCUUUGAGCAGCCUGUCCAUCCCUCCUGGAACUGCUGUCACCUGUCCCCAUGGGGACCUCUGGGGCCAGCCUCGCCCCUCGCCCUGCGCCAGCGCGGCAGCGGCUGCUCCUUAACCAAAGACGGGCCCCGGGGUGUGCCUGGGGGGAUUGCUUGUCCCCCCACCAGGAGAGGAGCUGGGGAGAGCCGAGUGCCAGCUCCCCCUGUGUGGGGACGCCUUGCAUCUGGAAGGUCGGCAGCAAGGGGAUGGCUGGGGGUGCCGGGGGUCCUGGAAGGACUCGUCUUUCCCCAAGGCUUGGGAGGGAUCACUGGGUGUUCCGGUGGCUUGCAGCCCUCCCCGGGCUCGGGGGUGUCCUGUGUCUGUCACCUUGUCCCCCACGUGCCAACCAGCUCCCGCCGCGUGCCACCUUCGCCACGGGUACCGCGGGGUGCUCACCACCCCCUCCCCGGGCACCCCGGCCGCUGUCCCCUCCCCGUGCCGUGCCUUGCCACGCUCUGCCCCGCUGCCUUGGUGGGCACCUGUCCCACGUCCCACCCGCUCCACGCCCCGCUGGGACCCCCAGGCCCGCGGGGCUCCGUCACCGGGGCGAGCGCCCGCGUCGCUGCCUGCGCCUGCCUGCUGCCCUGCUCUGUUUCCAGGAGGAAGAAAAAAGCAAUGGAAAUUCUCUUGUAUAAAAAGGAAAAAAAAAAACCAAACCCACAUGUAAAGAGAUUCUUGGUUUUUAUCAUAAAUAUUCUAAUAAAUUAA
Motacilla alba alba is the source of this 3924-nucleotide messenger RNA. It is a transcript of the gene SLC9A1, whose product is annotated as solute carrier family 9 member A1. Bases 133 to 2541 code for a protein of 802 amino acids. Gene Ontology annotation, cellular component: membrane. Gene Ontology annotation, molecular function: sodium:proton antiporter activity. Gene Ontology annotation, biological process: proton transmembrane transport; sodium ion transport; regulation of pH. The record is from RefSeq and is a predicted model, not a curated record. The transcript is spliced from 12 exons. NCBI's taxonomy places the organism in Eukaryota, Metazoa, Chordata, Aves, Passeriformes, Motacillidae.